Messenger RNA from Electrophorus electricus (electric eel), 2922 nucleotides. It is a transcript of the gene lhfpl2a, whose product is annotated as LHFPL tetraspan subfamily member 2a. The record is from RefSeq and is a predicted model, not a curated record. NCBI's taxonomy places the organism in Eukaryota, Metazoa, Chordata, Actinopteri, Gymnotiformes, Gymnotidae. Gene Ontology annotation, cellular component: membrane.
GCGAGAUCUCCGCUCCACGGCGGUUACGAUCGAACGCGCGUGGGGGGAGGAAGGCACGCGACUCACCCGAAAGUAACGGGGCUCAAAAGUUAUUGAUCCACGCGGAAAGAAACGCGCAGUCGCCCACGCUGCGCGGAAACCAAUGUCUGUGGAUCUCUGGCAGACCGCGUUUGGUUAUUCAGCAGAGAUUCAGGUCACCGUCCACGAACGCCGAGCUCCCAGGACGUGCUGUGUGAGCAAGGGCGAGAGGGAGAGAGACCACUACUAACUGGGCCAGAGGAAGCCUACUGAAACUCCACCCACUGAGCUCCUCACCUGCACAGGACGGCAGCCAGCUAUGAUUCCUCUCCUGUAGCAGCAUGUAGAGGUCUGAAGAGGAGGGGGAGAGAUCGACGGUAAAAGAAGAGAAGAAGUCAAGGAGGAAAUCGAGCGCACACACACACACACACACACGCGCGCACACACACAGAGGGAAGCUGUGAGUGGGCGUGGCCGCUUUGCUCUUCUCUCCACCGCUGCCUGCCACCUAUUUGUCAGUCUAAGCUCCGCCCCUGCAACUCCGGUGUGACCCCCUCAGCAUGUGUCACGUGAUCGUGACGUGCCGCUCCAUGCUGUGGACCCUGCUGAGCAUCGCGGCCGCCUUCAGCGAGCUCAUCGCCUUCAUGAGCUCCGAUUGGCUGGUGGGCUUCCCGAUUGCGCCCGACGCCGUUCCUCCACCCCACGGCGAGGCCUACCGCCCCACGCUGGGGCUCUACGGCCGCUGCAUCCGCCUGCCCCACCUGCGGCGUGGUGUGCUGUGCGGACCGUAUGCUGGGCACUUCGGUGAGAUCGCCAGCGGCUUCUGGCAGGCUGCCACCAUCUUCCUGGCGGCCGGCAUCCUACUUCUGGGAGGUGUGGCCUUCGUCUCUGUGUUCACCAUGUGCUUCCAGAGCAUCAUGAAGAAGAGCAUCUUCAAUGUGUGCGGGCUACUGCAGGCCAUCGCAGGUUUGUUUCUGAUUCUGGGGCUGAUGCUGUACCCGGCUGGCUGGGGCUCGGACAAGGUGCAGCUGUACUGUGGGCCGGACGCGUCUCCCUAUAAGCUGGGCCUGUGCUCCAUGGGCUGGGCCUUCUACACGGCCCUGGGCGCCACUGUGCUCACCUUCAUCUGUGCCGUCUUCUCCGCCCAGGCCGAGAUCGCCACCUCCAGCGACAAGGUGCAGGAGGAGAUCGAGGAGGGCAAGAGCUUGAUCUGCCUCCUCUGAGCUCCGGCAGCCCGCGCGCCGGGAGAACGGGAGAGGGGGGGGGGGGGAGAGACAGAGGAGAAGAGAGGGAGAGGGAGCAGUGUUGUUUUGGUCUGCUCCUCCACAAUGGAUCUGUUGGCAGAAAGACGAGCCUGGUACAAUCCCACCCCAACUGACCUUACCCCUUUCACAUUACUCGCGCUGCCCCGCCCUCAUGUGCUUCAUGCAAUAGCAUGGCCAGGGCGGUUCUCACUACUAAGACUGCAGCCCGUGUGUCGUGUUCUAGUGCGGGAGGUUUCCACGGUGAUAAUGUUCCUCACUUUUAUCCUCUAGCUGUGUGUCUUUUCCUUGAAGGUUUCACUGUGUGAUUAUUGCCUUGGUCAUGUUUGUUCCACCUGUGCCAGUACCAGCUGUCUUCCUGUCGCUAAAACAAACUGUAAAUAAUGUGUGUAUAUAUUGUACAUAAUGAUGACUAUUGUGAUAUGGAGAUGGCGUGUACCAUCUAAGUUGUUAAAAUGGAGCAUACCAUCUGGGUGGGUUAAAAUGAAGUGUACCAUCUCAAGUGUUUUAAGAUGGGGAGGAACAUCUCAGUGUGUUAUGAAGAUAGAUUGCACGACCUCAGGAUGAGCUAGCUGACGUUUUGAGGUCCUGCUGGUCUGUGCGGUGGCCAGUGAUCUCCCAGGGGUAGUAAAUGACCCUGACUUGCCUCUAUGCAGAAAAUGGUGCUGAAACCACAAAACCAGAGCUGCUCCGAGAGCUGCUCUCCACUGGAAACCUCUGUCUCAAAGAGAGAGCAGUUCUCCACUGGAAACCACAAUCUAAGAGCGAGAGAGCAGUUCUCCAAUGGAAACCACAGUCUCAGUUUCUCAGAGAGAGGUUGUUCUCCACUGGAAACCACAGUCUCAGAGAGAGAGAGAGAGCAGUUCUCCAAUGGAAACCACUGUCUCAGUUUCUCAGAAAGAGGUUGUUCUCGCGUGAUCUCUAGCUGGAUAGUAGUCUGUCCUCUGCCAUGACAGGAAGAGUGUACAUCUCAGUGAUGGGUCUUCCUGUAAUGGCUGGAAUUUCUAAGUAGAUUUAAUGAACAACCAAGAGUUUGCUACUUUUGUACUGUCCUGGGUUCAGAUCUUUGCUCCAAACAUGACCUAAACAGCCAUGAAGAUGAAGGACUGAAAUAAUAUCCCAGGUCAGUUUCAUCAGACCUUCAUCAUGUCAUAUGUUUAAUGAGACCUGGGUUCCUGGAGGAUGUACGGACUGAACGAUGUAUUGGAGGAGGUGUUGUCCCCUUCAGAAGGGAGGGCUGAUCUCUCAAUAGCAGACUGUCCCAUGAGGCCAAGGGGUCUCAAAGCCCCCACCCCCUCUUCUGGGCACACCUGAGCCUGACUCUGGGCUGAGGAAUAGGAGGAGUCUGGAAGAGGGACUCAAAGCCCCGCCCCCUCCUUGAUGCACACCUGAGCCUCUGACUGAGGAGGAGGAGGAGUCAGGCAGGGCCAUUGCCACAGAAGAAAGCCUGAAGCCAUUUGUUCUUUGAAUUCACAGACCUAGAGACUCAGCCUGGCUGCAGAGCUGCGUGUGUGUGUGUGUGUGUGUGUGUGUGUGUGUGUGUGUGUGUGUGUGUGUGUGUGUGUGUGUAAUAGUCCACUACCACAAUAAUCAGUAGCUAUAUCACCACCACUCUGCCCAAUAAAUAAAUCUGUCCAAACUG